Molecule: messenger RNA, 8589 nt
Organism: Acipenser ruthenus (sterlet)
Lineage: Eukaryota; Metazoa; Chordata; Actinopteri; Acipenseriformes; Acipenseridae
Product: echinoderm microtubule-associated protein-like 6
Exons: 42
Coding region: 1001-6898 (1965 amino acids)
Molecular function (GO): microtubule binding
Source: RefSeq, a predicted model, not a curated record
UAGCUUGACUACCCUUUGACUGAUAUGGACCCACGUUACAUUUCUUCUUAGAUGUGUUUCACAGAAUAAGGCUUCUGUGCAUUUUUUUUUUCUAGGAGCGAUUUAUUAUUCUGUGCGCAAUGGCAGUAUUACAGUCCAGAGUCCCUCUCCUCCCAACCAACCGCUUUGAGAUGAGGAUUAAGGAGGGGGCAAGCGCUGAGAGAGGCUGUGGUUGGAAGCUAUUUCGUUAUUUUGCAUUACAACGAAGUUAACAAAAACAUUUGCAUUUUGGGGCGUCUGUCGUUGACAGGAGCACCGCUAGUGGUACUAGUAGUUGAGAGAAGGCAGGUUUCUCCAGAGGUUCGUUGGUGUCAUCUGAGGUUUACUGAUCAGAUUUAUGAAUGGCAGUCAAACAUUGCGUUUGGCCUAUUUCUUAUAUGGAAACUAUGUAUACGUAGUAAUUGUGUUUUAUGAUAGGCUAGUCUUCUAUUCUUCCAGUUGGUAGACAGUCCACAACCAGUUGUUUAAUUUUAAUUUUUUAUAUGCUGCAUUAAAUAUGCACAUAUUUGAAAUAGAGAGAAGAAUUAAUAAAAAUGAGUUUUAACACGUGUCAAUGUGUAGGAAGACGUUGGUUUAAUAAAGAAGUAAAUAUAUAGCUAAGUAUUAAAACUGGAAAAGUUAAUUGACAACAGCCAAGGACUGCUUGAAUGAAUAUACCUAGCUGAGUGUAAUUUUAUAACACAGAACACGCAGUGACUUGAAUGCCGUUUCAUAAAAGGAUGUAAAUGUUGACCAAUGUUUAGUGUUGUUCUAUUAACGUUUCUUAUGCAUCUAGAGUGUUGAUAGGAAAAUAUGCUUAUAGUAACAUGAUUUUACGGAUGCGAAGAAUAUACAACAUUGCAGGCUUAUUUCAGUCUCUUUAGGAAUAGCGCUGGGGACAAGUGUUGUACGUUCGAGCCGUACUCUCUGUAUAAGAACAUCCUUAAGAGUUUAUAUAUAUAUAAAAUAGUCAGAUAUCAUCAUGGCGGAUCGGACAGCUCCCCGGUGCCAGCUAAGAUUGGAGUGGGUUUACGGGUACAGGGGCCACCAGUGCCGCAAUAACCUGUAUUACACCGCGGGAAAGGAAGUGGUUUACUUCGUGGCUGGGGUCGGUGUGGUCUACAACACAAGAGAACACAACCAGAAGUUUUUCAUGGGACACAACGAUGACAUUAUCAGCCUUGCUUUACACCCUGAUAAAACCCAAGUUGCCACUGGCCAGGUUGGAAAGGACCCAUAUAUAUGCGUUUGGGAUACUGACAAUGUGCAGACCAUCUCUAUUCUCAAAGAUGUGCACACACAUGGAGUGGCCUGUCUGGCAUUUGAUUUGGACGGACAGCGUUUGGCCUCUGUGGGAUUGGAUGCCAAAAAUACGUUAUGCAUUUGGGACUGGAAGAAAGGAAAAGUACUGGCCACCGCAACAGGGCACUCCGACAGGAUCUUUGAUAUUGCCUGGGAUCCAUUUCAACAAAACAGACUUGUCAGCUGUGGGGUGAAACACAUUAAGUUCUGGGCAUUAUGUGGAAAUGCUUUGACACCAAAAAGAGGUAUCUUUGGCAAAACAGGGGACCUCCAGACUAUACUGUGUUUGGCCAGUGCUAAAGACGACAUCACAUAUUCUGGUGCACUAAACGGGGACAUCUAUGUCUGGAAAGGCCUCAACUUGGUUCGCACAAUUCAAGGAGCGCAUGGAGCUGGGAUAUUCAGCAUGUAUGCCUGUGAAGAAGGGUUUGCCACUGGUGGAAGAGAUGGUUGUAUACGGCUAUGGGAUACGGACUUCAAGCCAAUCACCAAAAUUGAUCUCAGAGAGACUGAGCAGGGAUAUAAAGGGUUGUCAAUCCGGAGUGUAUGCUGGAAAGCAGACCGCAUACUAGCAGGAACACAGGAUAGCGAGAUAUUCGAGGUGAUGGUGAGAGAGAGAGAUAAACCGCUGUUGAUAAUGCAGGGCCACUGUGAAGGAGAGCUCUGGGCCUUGGACCUUCAUCCCAAGAAACCGCUGGCAGUCACAGGCAGCGAUGAUCGAUCUGUACGGCUGUGGAGUCUGGCAGACCAUGCCCUGAUUGCCCGCUGCAACAUGGAAGAGGCUGUGCGGAGCGUAGCUUUCAGCAGCGAUGGCUCUCAGUUAGCUCUCGGAAUGAAGGAUGGCUCCUUCACUGUUCUCAGGGUCAGGGACAUGACUGAAGUAGUUCACAUCAAAGAUAGAAAGGAGGUUAUCCACGAAAUGAAGUUUUCUCCUGAUGGCUCCAACCUUGCUGUGGGUUCCAACGAUGGCCUGGUAGAUGUAUACGCAGUGGCUCAGCGCUACAAGAAAGUGGGCGAGUGCAACAAGUCUUCUAGUUUCAUCACCCACCUCGACUGGUCUGUCGACAGUAAAUACUUACAAACCAAUGAUGGCGCCGGCGAGCGACUGUUCUACAGAAUGCCAUCUGGUAAACAUUUGACAAGUAAAGAUGAGAUCAAGGCUAUCCACUGGGCUACCUGGACAUGCGUGAUUGGGCCUGAAGUCAGUGGGAUUUGGCCAAAAUACACUGGCAUAAAUUAUAUAAAUUCAGUGGACGCAAAUUACAACAGUGCUGUGCUAGUCACCGGAGAUGAUUUUGGACUUGUGAAGCUUUUUAGAUUUCCCUGUUUGAAGAAAGGGGCCAAAUUCAGAAAAUAUGUUGGUCAUUCAGCCCAUGUUACAAAUGUUCAUUGGUCACAUGACCUGCAGUGGGUGCUGAGCACAGGAGGGGCUGACCACUCUGUAUUUCAGUGGAGAUUAAUUCCGGACAGAAUGCCUAAUGGAUGUCUGGAAACCUCAGUUCAAGAUGGAUGUGUUGACUCCAAUAGUGAAGAAUCAGACUCUGAUUUAUCGGACGUGCCAGAGUUGGACUCAGACAUUGAACAGGAAGCCCAGAUUAACUAUGACCGUCAGGUGUACAAAGAAGAUCUACCUCAGCUCAAGCAACAAAGCAAAGAGAAAAACAAAUCGGUCAGCUCCUUAAAGCAGGAAAGAGCUCCAGAAGAGAGUCUAAAACUGCAGUUUGUUCAUGGGUACAGAGGCUAUGACUGUCGAAACAACCUGUUUUACACACAGGCUGGAGAUGUGGUUUACCACGUUGCUGCUGUGGCAGUCAUAUACAACAGACAGCAGCACACACAGCGAUUUUAUGUUGGACAUGAUGAUGACAUCCUUAGCUUAGCUAUCCACCCUGUAAAGGAUUAUGUGGCUACUGGACAGGUCGGAAGGGAUCCAUCCAUUCAUGUGUGGGAUACGCAAACACUGAGAUGUCUGUCUCUACUGAAAGGUCAUCAUCAGAGGGGAGUAUGUGCUCUGGAUUUCUCAGCGGAUGGAAAGAGUCUGGUUUCUAUUGGCAUAGAUGACAAUCACACUAUAGUUGUUUGGGACUGGAAGAAGGGUGAAAAGCUGGCAACAGCAAGAGGACACAAAGAUAAACUCUUUGUGGUAAAGUGUAAUCCUUAUCAUGUGGACAAGCUUGUUACAGUUGGUAUGAAGCACAUUAAAUUCUGGCAGCACGCAGGUGGAGGCCUUGUAUUUAAACGAGGGACUCUUGGCAGCACAGGGAAGCUGGAAACAAUGAUGUGUGUGUCCUAUGGCCGUGUUGAGGAUUUGGUUUUCUCUGGAGCAGCCACUGGGGAUGUUUUCAUCUGGAAAGACACUCUCCUGCUCAAGACGAUCAAGGCCCAUGAUGGCCCAGUGUUUGCCAUGUACUCCUUAGACAAAGGAUUUGUUACAGGAGGCAAGGAUGGAGUAGUGGAGUUGUGGGAUGACAUGUUUGAGAGGUGUUUGAAGACAUAUGCCAUCAAGAGAGCUGCUUUGUCUCCCGGUUCUAAAGGUUUGCUUCUCGAAGACAAUCCCUCAAUCCGUGCCAUUACUCUGGGACAUGGUCACAUACUUGUAGGAACAAAGAAUGGAGAAAUACUUGAAAUAGAUAAAAGUGGCCCUAUGACUCUGCUGGUUCAGGGUCACAUGGAAGGAGAAGUCUGGGGCCUGGCAGCUCAUCCUCUUCUCCCAAUCUGUGCCACAGUGAGUGAUGAUAAGACCCUUCGAAUCUGGGAACUCUCCUCCAACCACCGCAUGGUAGCAGUGCGAAAACUCAAAAAAGGUGGAAGGUGCUGUGCCUUCUCCCCAGAUGGGAAAGCCUUAGCUGUAGGAUUGAAUGAUGGAAGUUUUCUUGUAGUGAAUUCUGAUACUCUGGAAGACAUGGUGUCCUUUCAUCACAGGAAGGAAAAUAUUUCCGAUGUCAGAUUUUCACAAGAUGCUGGAAAAUACCUGGCUGUGGCUUCUCAUGAUAAUUUUGUCGAUAUCUACAAUGUGCUGACCAGCAAGAGAGUUGGCAUCUGCAAAGGAGCAUCAAGCUAUGUCACACACAUUGACUGGGACACAAGGGGUAAAUUACUGCAAGUUAAUUCUGGUGCCAAAGAGCAAUUAUUCUUUGAAGCCCCCAGAGGGAAGCGACAAACAAUCAGAAACUCUGAGAUAGAGAAAAUAGAUUGGGCCACGUGGACGUGUGUGUUAGGGCCGACAUGUGAAGGAAUCUGGCCAACACACAGCGAUAUCACUGACGUAAACGCUGCCUCUCUGACCAAAGACAGAAAGCUGCUGGCGACAGGGGAUGACUUUGGGUUUGUGAAGCUCUACACGUACCCUGCAAAGGGUCAGUAUGCAAAGUUUAAGAAGUAUGUUGGCCACAGUGCUCAUGUUACCAAUGUAAGGUGGUCCCAGGAUGAUUCCUCACUACUAACAGUAGGAGGCGCUGACACUGCACUGAUGAUCUGGGUCAGAGAAUCUGAUGGGAAUCGUGAGACUAAGCCUAUGGACAGUGAAGAGUCAGAUACUGACACAGAGGAGGAUGGAGGAUAUGACAGCGAUGUCGCAAGAGAAAAAUCUAUUGAUUAUACAAGUAAGAUCUAUGCAGUUAGUAUCCGAGAGAUGACCGGCACAAAACCCCACCAACAGCAGAAGGAAGUCUCUGUGGAAGAAAGGCCGCCUGUCAGCAGAGCUACCCCUCAACCUGACAAACUGCAAAAAAACAACAUGACAAAGAAAAAUAAACUUGUGGAGGAGCUUGUCUUGGAGCACGUGUUUGGAUACAGAGGCUUUGACUGUCGCAACAACCUGCAUUACCUCAAUGAUGGUGCUGAUAUCAUCUUCCAUACUGCUGCUGCAGCCAUGGUUCAGAGUCUGUCAACAGGAACACAGAGUUUCUAUCUGGAACACACAGAUGACAUCCUCUGUUUAACUGUAAAUCAACAUCCUAAGUAUAAAAAUGUUAUCGCAACUGGGCAGAUAGGCGAUGUUGCAGAUCCAGCAGGUACAACUCCUUCUAUUCACGUGUGGGAUGCCAUGGGCAAACAGACUCUUUCCAUACUGCGCUGUUCCCACGGUAAGGGUGUCAGCUAUGUGAACUUUAGCGCCACUGGCAAACUGCUGCUGUCUGUAGGAAUCGAUCCAGAGCACACAAUUACAGUCUGGAGAUGGCAAGAAGGUGCCAGAGUUGCUAGUAAAGGAGGCCACGCUGACAGGAUUUUUGUCGUGGAGUUCCGACCAGAUUCAGACUCACAGUUUGUGUCGGUGGGAAUAAAGCAUAUCAAAUUCUGGACUCUGGCUGGUGGUGCCUUGAUGUACAAGAAGGGCGGUAUCUGUUCAGUCGAGGAUGCAAGGAUGCAGACCAUGCUUUCUGUUGCAUUUGGUGCUAACAACCUUACUUUCACUGGUGCUAUAAAUGGAGCCGUGUAUGUGUGGAGGGAUCACUUUCUGAUUCGAGUGGUAGCUAAAGCGCACACUGGUCCUGUCUUCACCAUGUACACGACUCUAAGAGAUGGGCUGAUUGUCACUGGAGGAAAAGAAAGACCGACUAAGGAAGGGGGAGCUGUUAAGCUGUGGGAUCAGGAAAUGAAGAGGUGCCGUGCUUUCCAACUAGAGACUGGACAGCUUGUGGAGUGUGUGAGGUCUGUCUGCAGGGGAAAGGGUAAAAUCUUAGUAGGCACUAAAGACGGUGAGAUUAUUGAAGUUGGAGAGAAAAAUGCAGCCUCCAAUAUUCUGAUCAAUGGACAUAUGGAAGGGGAGAUCUGGGGCCUGGCUACUCAUCCCUCCAAAGACAUGUUCAUAUCAGCAAGCGACGAUGGAACAAUACGAAUCUGGGAUCUGGCGGACAAAAAAUUAUUGAACAAAGUAUGUCUGGGCCAAGGUGCCAAAUGUGCAGGCUACAGCCCUGAUGGAGAGAUGGUCGCAGUUGGUAUGAAGAAUGGUGAAUUCAUCAUCUUCCUGGUGAACUCACUAAAAGUCUGGGGCAAGAAACGGGAUCGCAGUGCAGCCAUCCAGGACAUCAGGUUCAGCCCUGAUAGCAGGUUCCUAGGGGUGGGCUCUGCUGAAAGCACUGUUGAUUUCUAUGACCUGACAUUGGGUCCAUCUCUGAACCGGAUCGGAUACUGCACAGAUAUUCCCAGCUUUGUUAUCCAGAUGGAUUUUGCUGCUGACAGCAAAUACAUUGAGGUUUCCACUGGUGCCUAUAAGCGUCAGGUUCAUGAAGUUCCUACAGGGAAGAUAGUGACAGAGGAGUCAUUGAUUGACAGGAUAACAUGGGCAACCUGGACCAGCAUCCUGGGUGAUGAAGUAAUUGGAAUCUGGCCAAGAAAUGCUGACAAAGCUGCCGUGAACUGUGCCUGUGUCUCUCACGCCGGGCUAAACAUAGUGACCGGGGAUGACUUUGGUUUGGUGAAACUUUUUGAUUUUCCAUGCACUGAAAAAUGUGCCAAACACAAGCGAUAUUUUGGCCAUUCUGCUCAUGUGACCAACAUACGAUUCUCAUAUGAUGACAAGUACGCGAUAAGCACUGGAGGUGAUGAUUGCAGUGUGUUUGUGUGGAAAUGCCUCUAAGGUCCAGCCAUUCCACAUGCUGAAUCCAGACUACAUGGCAAGGAGCUGGAGGGAUUAAAAUGCCUCAUGUGUCUGGCUGUUACAAACCUGUUACUAAAAUGCUGCAUUUAAACGUUUUAUCAUGUUGUGGAAUAGAAGUGCCGCAUAAAACAUCAAACAAGGAUGCUGAAGAGACAAAAACAAAUGCACUUAGUACCUUGACCAUUAAAGAGCUCGGAGUAGUUUAGGGAUGACACAAUAUCACAAUGCAUUACAGCUUAACUGUGUACAUGGCUCUUGUGCCACAGUAAAUGGUGUUUUAAAUAUCUUUUGAAAAGAAAAUACUGUUAGUGUUUACAUUAGUUUUGUCUACUUCCUGCAAUGGAAAUUGCAGAAAUGACAGGUGCCAUGACAUUUUUUUACACUUUAAUCAAGGCUAACCCUAGAGAUUUAUAUAUUUUUUUCUAAUUUUGUUUAUAACAAGCAUAGUUGUUUAUUAUUAUUAUUAUUAUUAUUAUUAUUAUUAUUAUUAUUAUUAUUAUUAUUAUUAUACAAAAGCCUUUUUAUUGUGAAAAAAACUAUACAUAAGUGCCUGAGAUUUUAUAUUACCUACUUGCAUUCUUUCACAAUUGCAUUUUGAAAGUUGUUUUUUUUUUACACUUAUGGUGCUAUAGAUUGUUAAUCGAGGGCUACCAAUAAUGUUAGUUUUAUUAUUUUAACCUUUUUUUUUUUUUUUACAUAAAUCAUUGAUAAAUGAUUUAACUGUGUAUAUUCCGCGUAUCUUAUUUUGAUGUGUUUGCUCUUCCUGGAUAAGUAUCAACAUAAUUACCUACAUAAACAGUUUGGGAUUCAAUCUUUGGUACUAAUUAUAUAAAAGUACUAGAAAAGUACUUAACUUAAUAUUGUGAACCAGCACUAGCUAGUCCGUGAUGCAAUACAAUGAGAAAAAUGGGUAUUUGCUGACGUAUAGAAAUUAUAUUAUCAUACCACUGCUUUCUGUAUCAUGACAAAGGGGGCAAGACUUCAGCAUCCUUUAUACAAUUAAAAAAAAAACAUGGGGCAUAUUUGUAAAUGUUUAGUGCAGUCUAUAACUAACUCUUUAUGUUUUGAAAGUGUUACAAAACUGAAAAACAACAAACUCAAGACCAUUCAAGAGACCUUCAGUAAUAUUACCAGUACUUCAUUGUUUGAUUCUAGUUUUGUACCCUAAACAGAUGUUUUUCGCUAUUGAGAAACUAGGGAGUUCAUUGGGCUGGAGUAAUUGCUUUGAAAAUGUACCCCAAACAAUCUAUUGUAUAGGAUGUGUUUAAUUAGAUUGAGAAAGGAUGCCUUAUGCUGCUCUGGAUAUAGAUGUAUGGUGUAAAAUAACCUGGAGCACCAAAGUUGACUAUGCAGUCUAUAAUCCACUUGUGGGUGGUCCAUAUUUUAACUUUUCUGUGUGUCUUGUUUGUGCUGUUUGAUAAGCAGCCUUGAAUCUGUCAUCCAGUGUGUCUUUUACCUGUUGUGCGAUGUCUGACUUUUGAAUUUACUGUAACGAAAUAGUAUUGUGUGACAGCAAUAGUGUCCAAUAUAACGGGUGUCUGUAAUGAAUAUCAAUCUGCAAAAGAUUUCUGUUCACGUUUUAUAAAUUUCAUACUUGAUUUUUUGUGCAUAAUUGUCUAAUUAGUACAUUUGUUAAACAUUGUAUUAUAAUGUAAAUUAGAAAAAAAUUG